This is a messenger RNA of Spinacia oleracea (spinach), 2954 nucleotides long. RefSeq lists its product as uncharacterized. The transcript is spliced from 13 exons. The coding region runs from base 97 to 2700 and encodes 867 amino acids. Gene Ontology annotation, molecular function: protein binding. The record is from RefSeq and is a predicted model, not a curated record. NCBI's taxonomy places the organism in Eukaryota, Viridiplantae, Streptophyta, Magnoliopsida, Caryophyllales, Amaranthaceae.
UAACGUACCACCGAAACAAACCCCAUUCCAUCUUUUCUCUCUUUCUCUGUCCAAAUUUAACAAUCAACAAUGGCGCUAACGAUUUUACCAUAACCAAUGGCGGAACAACAUUACCAUCAGGUCCAUCACCAGCAACAACAACAACAACAACAAUCCCAAUCCCAAUCAACAGCAAGAAACCGUCAACAACACCAGCAGCACCAUCAUAAGCAUUCUAUGAUGUCGCAACUUCAGCCGCAGCCGCAGCAGCAGCAACAAUCAGAGAGUGAUAGGAGCAGCGUUGAAUUGCGGGCUGUCGAUUGUAAUCUUGCCUCUUUGUGUGAUCACAUUCAAUUGGAGGGUUUUAACAAUGGCGUCUUCUCCGAUAUUGUUGUUCAUGCUAUGGGCUCCACUUAUAACCUUCAUCGCUUGAUUCUUUCUCGUAGCUCUUAUUUCAGGAACAUGCUUCAUGGUCCUUGGAAAGAAGCCUCCGCCCCUGUCUUAAGUCUGCAGAUAGAUGAUAAAAAUGUUAAUGCGGAGGCCAUUGCUCUAUCACUGUCAUACCUUUAUGGGCAUCAUCCUGAGCUUAAUGAUAAUAAUGCAUUCCGAGUUCUUGCUGCAGCAUCCUUUCUUGAUCUCCAGGAACUGUGUGCUAUUUGUACUGACUUUAUCAUCGCUGAGCUGUGGACAUCAAAUUUCUUGGCCUAUCAGGUAUUUGCUGAACAUCAAGAUUAUGGUAUCCAUGGGGAAAGAGUAAGAAAUGCUUGCUGGGGCUAUCUUUAUCAGAGUGGUUUCAUGGAAUUGAAAGAGGUUCUACCAUAUCUUUCAUCCCAAACACUGCACGCACUACUGACCUCAAAUGAACUCUGGGUACCUAGUGAAGAGAAACGCUUUGAAUUGGCAUUGUAUACAUUGCUAAAAAAAAGCGCUUUAAACAAGGCUGAAACCGAAGAAAAGCAGAGUGUAAAUCUUGAGACUGGGGUCGCAAAUCAACAUGUCUGGUCUCAUUUCAAAGUAAAAAAUAAUAUUAUUGAUGCCUGCUGUAGUAGACAUUUGGAAGCUGAUACGGGACAUGCGCAUCAAGUUGCUUGCAUUGAGCCAAAUACGGGAGCUGAAUAUCCUAGCAACUUAGAACAACCUUCGCUUGUUACCUACUACUCUGAUUCAGAUAGAAGUAGGUCCUCUUCUUCUUAUGUCAGAAUGCCGCUUAGUUUUCCAGCCAAUGGACAAGGAAUUGAUGGUGCACUUUUGGAAGGACCAUCUGAAGAAAGCUUAUGCUGCCACUUUAGAAAUUCUAAUUGGCUGUCCGGAAAUGAUUCAAGGGAAUGCUCCUCAUCAUCAAUAAACUCUUCCUGCAAUGAGACCGUGCCUGAUGAAUGGAGCAGAAAUGAUUUGGCUUUUCCAUGGGGUGGCAGGACUGUUGGAAGGAGGCAGGUAAAGAGCUGCGGUAAAGGGAACUGUGGGUUGAAAGGAGAAGAAUACAAUACAUUCAUCAACAUUUUUGAAGAGGGUUCAGUUCUGUACUGCAAUAUGUCUUUUGAGGCCCUAUUAGAUGUGAGAAAGCAGCUCGAAGAAUUAGGUUUCCCUGGCAAGGCAGUCAAUGACGGUCUUUGGCUGCAGAUGCUUCUCAGUCAGAGGGUGCAAGAAAUUGCUGUUGAAACAUGCAAAAAUUGCUGUCUUCUAGGUAUGGCAUGUGCAUGCAAACAGCCAUUCACCUUUUCACAUAGUGCUGGAACCACAGGCUACUAUGUCCAAGCUCCUGAUCAGCAUAAUCCAUCUGGCAAUAUUGGUGAUUUGUAUGUUGCUGGUCCUGCUAAUGGUGAAGGUAAUGGUUUAUUUAGACCAGUAAGAGUACAUGUUAGGGGUUCAAAUGAUGGACUUGCUGGUAUCGGACGUGGAGCUACACUGGUUCCUGCUUCCACUUGGUGUCCAACUCGAUUUGUAUUUUCCCGUGUACCCUUUGGUGUAGGCAAUCGAAAUGGGCAACAAUCUCUUGCUAAUGAUGAUCUAGAACUGAGACCUGACCAACAUGGUGACAUGUCUGGAGAUGGGCUAACUGCUUUGGUUGGACUGAGUGAUGGGGGAAGAAAUGUUGUCAACGUUCAUGGAGGGCAGAUAGAGAGACCUUAUGAGAUGGAUCUAAGAAAUGGCUUCAGUGGAACCUCUGCUGCUGGGCCUAGUGGUAGUGGGGUUCAGAUGGGAGAGUCUUCAGACCAAGAUAUUGACAGUCAAUGGGAGAACACAAGCAAUGCUUCUAUAUCAUUAGAUUUGAAGACACCUCUUAGUCACUUCCCACCAUUUCGCUUUGGGGUAGAAUUUGCAGAUGUGCAUCGACUUAACGAUGGUCAGGUUAAGCACUCACCAGAAGCAUUUUAUGCUGGUUCAUUUUGGAAGAUAAGUGUUCAAGCUUUUAACGAUGAAGACCCUCAAGGGCGUAGGACACUCGGCUUAUUUAUUCAUCGCCGGAAGGCUGAAAUAAUGGAUCCUCAAAGGAAGGUGCAUAUGUAUGUGGACUCUCGUGAAAAAGUUACAGCUCGUUAUCAGUUAAUCUGUCCAUCGAAGCGAGAAGUUAUGGUGUUUGGAAGCUUCAAACAAGCAGGUACCCUUCUACCGAAAGCUCCAAAAGGCUGGGGCUGGCGCAGUGCUAUACUCUUUGAUGAGCUUCCUGAUCUUCUUCAAAAUGGGUGCUUUAGGGUUUCUGCCGUUAUACAGCUUGUAUAGAUGUCAAUUCUUCUUUUUGCUAUAGGUUAUACCGUUCUAGACUUAUAUAGUUACUUACCAUCAAUGUUAUACUGCUUAUACGGACUAGAGUACAACCAAACAUUCACAAACAUUACUUAGGUUGUUUCUAUUUCAGGAAUUAACCAAGUUUUUUUUUUUUUUUUUUUUAAAAAAAAAGUGAAAAAGAAUGUGAUAUAAUUAAGCUUGUACUCUACUUGUUCACAUCAAUUAAUUUACGAACUAUUAAUUUUAUA